AUGGCGGUUCUCUUGAGGCUGGAUCUCCUCUGUGGUGCUCAAGGAGGCUGAGCUCUGUUCCUCUGAACCCCAUUGGUCAGACCUGCUCACAUCUCAGCAUUUCUCCAAGGCCGACCUACCCCAGGAUGGACUGGCACACAGCACAUUCACCUGUCACCAAACCGCCAUUCUGGUUCCAAGGCUGCAUCUCUUCACUGGACUAGUGAGAGGGUUGUCAAUGUUUUGCUCCUGGGCCUGCUUCCAGCGGCAUAUUUGGAUCCUUGCGCUGCAAUGGACUACUCCUUGGCUGCAGUCCUCACUCUUCAUAGUCCCUGGGGCCUUGGACAAGUUGUCACUGACUAUGUUCAUGGGGAUGCAUCGCAGAAAGCUGCCAAGGCAGGCCUUUUGGCACUCUCAGCUUUAACCUUUGCUGGGCUUUGUCAUUUCAACUAUCGUGACGUGGGCAUCUGCAAAGCUGUUGCCAUGCUGUGGAAGCUUUGACCUUUUUGACUUGAGAAUUGACUGU
Messenger RNA from Ictidomys tridecemlineatus (thirteen-lined ground squirrel), 505 nucleotides. The record is from RefSeq and is a predicted model, not a curated record. NCBI's taxonomy places the organism in Eukaryota, Metazoa, Chordata, Mammalia, Rodentia, Sciuridae.